Molecule: messenger RNA, 602 nt
Organism: Aspergillus caelatus
Lineage: Eukaryota; Fungi; Ascomycota; Eurotiomycetes; Eurotiales; Aspergillaceae
Product: PET191 family protein
Exons: 3
Coding region: 49-402 (117 amino acids)
Biological process (GO): mitochondrial respiratory chain complex IV assembly
Cellular component (GO): mitochondrion
Source: RefSeq, a predicted model, not a curated record
GGUCUUCCUUCCUCUGCCUUGUCGGCUGGUUUCCUACCUAUAAGCAAAAUGCCGAACUCCUGCAAAGACAUCCGCGAUGCAUUGGCCCAAUGCCUCCAGGAAUCCGACUGUAUCAUGGUCCAGCGCCACACGCCCCGUGAAUGUUUGAGCGAGCCGCUAGUCGAUACACUGCCCAUGCGAUGCCAACAGCUGCGGAAAGGGUUCGGCGAGUGCAAGCGGGGUUUGAUUGAUAUGCGCAAGCGAUUCCGCGGAAACCAGCCACUCGCUGGUGCCAGCGAAAUGGAAGGCGGGAACCGGAACAAGCCUGAACAGCUAUAUGCUGGGAAGCCUGCCUUUGAGUCCGUCAAAGAGAUUAGUGGGGACGAGGUCCAGAUGGAUCCCGAGAAGACAAGGGGCCUGUAAGGGAAUGUUUCGAUGCUGUCUCAGUACUGAAACCCACCGUUCCCUGUCUUAAGUCGUUGACACAUAGCUGGACUUUUGUAUUUUCGUUCUCUUGGCAUGGUUUGGAGUUUGUGGAGGGACUUAUACGAUUAUAGACCUCAUGAUUCUGGUGUUCGAUCUACUGUACAUACUAGGUAAAUUGAUAUUCACCGCUACCAACA